AUGUGGCAAUCACAACGUCUAUCAAUCAAUCAAUCAUUAAGAUCAGGGCUCAAUCGUAAUCAAUAUGGGUCGGAAGAAGAUCACAUGGAAGAAACUGGAUGGAUUCGAGAGUCAGUUAGCAUCCCUGAUUCCGACUCCUUCAUCAAAUCCAUAAAAAUUCUUCAAGUGGAUACUUUUAUUGGCAAUGCAAAGCAGCAAGGUGGUGAAGGAAAUAUUAUUGUUAUUACCAUUUAA
This is a messenger RNA of Necator americanus (New World hookworm), 234 nucleotides long. RefSeq lists its product as uncharacterized. Bases 1 to 234 code for a protein of 77 amino acids. Lineage: Eukaryota; Metazoa; Nematoda; Chromadorea; Rhabditida; Ancylostomatidae. The transcript is spliced from 3 exons. The record is from RefSeq and is a predicted model, not a curated record.